CUCCAUCAUCUCCUCCAUCAUCUCCUCCACCAUCUCCUCCAUCUCCUACCGCAACUUUCGGAGUUUUUUUUUUCUUUUAUUACUGCGUCCGUGCCAACUUGUGGGGAAAAGCUGAAUAUUUUACGGCAUCUUUGAAUUAGAAGCUAUUAGGCAGAAGUAUUCGAGUUUUCCUCCCUUUUGACGCAGCAUGUGUUUAAACCAUUCGGGUUUAAAGCGAGACCUUAUUCUGUUUUUCCUCCUGGAUGCGCGGACACUCGCCUUUCUGUCGGACCUUCGCUUCGUUGUCUGUAAACUUCAAACCGCGGCGAACCGACUGAGCUCGAUCAAGAACAGAACGAUGCCUCUGACUCUUUUAAGCUGAAAAAGCAGCCAAACGACAAAGAUCCCGCGCGAGGCUUUGAGGCUGAUUCUCACGCGGAGCGAGUUGUUUCGAUUUCACCUCCGAGGGCGCGCGCGCGCACAUGCAACACAGACAGGACGCCGCUUUUCCACUAUGACAUACUAGAGAACCGUUAACGCGUGUCCAGGGCGCGAGCGCUCAGAGGGGCUCAAAAGAGACUAUAAAAAAAACACUGGCGAUUUGAUCUGAAGCAGCCUGACGGUCUGAUUUGUGUGUGUACGUGCGUCUGUGUGUUUCUGUGUAAUGCGCAUUCCGAUAGAUCCGAGCAGCAGCAGAAGGUUCAGCCCGCCGUCCAACGGAGUGCAGGCUCUGCCCGGGAAAGCGGCGGAUGCGAGCGCGGCGGGAGCGACGCAGCACGAGGCGAACACGGCGGCGGCGGUGCCGAGACUGCGCGCGCACGACAACCGCACCAUGGUGGAGAUCAUCGCCGACCACCCCGCCGAGCUCGUGCGCACCGACAGCCCCAACUUCCUCUGCUCCGUGCUGCCGUCUCACUGGAGGUGUAACAAAACUCUGCCGGUCGCCUUCAAGGUUGUUGCACUGGGGGACGUUCCUGAUGGAACCGUGGUAACAGUUAUGGCAGGAAACGAUGAGAACUACUCGGCAGAGCUGAGGAACGCCUCAGCCGUCAUGAAGAAUCAGGUGGCACGCUUUAACGACCUGAGGUUCGUCGGGAGGAGUGGGCGAGGAAAGAGCUUCACUCUGACAAUCACAGUAUUCACCAACCCUCCUCAAGUGGCCACUUACCACCGAGCCAUAAAGGUCACAGUGGAUGGACCACGAGAACCAAGGAGACACAGGCAGAAGCUGGAGGACCCUCCCAAACCAGGCUUGUUCUCUGAGCGCCUGAGUGAACUAGAACGUCUGCGCCAUAGCACCAUGAGGGUCGGCGUGCCCACACAGAGCCCACGGCCCUCUCUCAACACCGCAGCAAACUCCUUCAGCCCACAGGGACAGACACAGAUCUCAGACCCACGGCAGUCCCAGUCAUCUCCGCCGUGGUCGUAUGAACAGCCGUACACGCCCUACCUGAGCCAGAUGACUUCUCCUUCUAUCCACUCCACCACUCCGCUGUCCUCCACCCGAGCCACGGGCUUGCCCGCCAUCAGUGAUGUUCCGAGACGUCUCUCAGGUACGUCAGAUCUGAGCCCUUUUGCAGCCGACCCACGCCAGUUUGAGCGGCAGUUUCCCAGCCUGUCUUCUCUGACCGAGACACGUUUCUCUAGUCCCAGGAUGCACUACCCUGCCACAUUCACCUACACACCAACCCCUGUGACAUCAGGCAUGUCUCUAGGCAUGUCCAGCACCACCCACUACCAUACCUACCUGCCACCUCCAUACCCAGGUUCCACCCAGAACCAGAGUGGGCCAUUCCAGACCAGCAGCACGCCGUAUCUGUACUACGGGGCUUCGUCCGGCUCAUACCAGUUCUCCAUGGUGCCAGGAGGGGAACGUUCCCCAACGCGGAUGCUGCCGCCAUGCACCAGCGCCUCGACAGGCAUCAACCCCAACCUGCCAGCUCAGACUGAAGGCACAGAGGCCGACGGCAGCCAUAGCAGCUCACCCACCGCCCUCAACUCUAGCGGAAGGAUGGACGAGUCUGUGUGGCGGCCAUAUUGAAAGAGGUCAGCCAGGUUUGGAGGGUUACACAGGUCUACAUAACAAUGCUCACAAGCUACGCAAAUCUCUGCAGUAACAGACCAUAUGGAAUUGGUUUCUAAGCACAAAUGCUAGAAAUUGCGCAGUUCAGAGAGCAGUGUAACUAUAGUACUUUAAUUUACCAGAGUCCAUGCGUUAUAGUGAGCUAUCUGGAGUUCCACUGCAGAAUCCGGUGAGAGCCAUGCAAGCGCUCUGUUGCUGAACUGAAAUGGUACAGUAGAAGAACUUUUAUUGUAUUCGCUAUGCAUUUCCCUGACUAUUGACUGAGACAUGUUUUCAUACUCAGUGUAUUUUAGAAAUCUUUUAACACUGAACAUCUUUUCAACAUCUUUUUUUAUUUAUGAGUGAAAAGUCAGAUAUAUUAGAUGGUACCUGAUUAUGUAUAUGCCCUCAGAUCUUCUUAAUUUAUGUAUAAAAUUGUAGCAGAUAUGGUACAAAGAAGCAAUAUAAGCCAUAUAAAAACGGUAAAUUAUGCAAAGUGGUUAGAGGGACAAAAUUUAAGACGCUUGAAUAAUAUUUUGGGAAUGAUUAAUAACUUAAUUGUAUAUUUACUCCUUAGUAAUUUAAAAUGUUUUUUUUAUCUUUAUUGUAAGGUAAACACAUAUCCAAUAUGUAAACAAUGAAGGAAUGAUGUCAGACUCAGAUCAAUGGGAUUUUUAGUCUUUUUUUUUGUGCUUGGGUUGUUGCUUUCCUCCUUAGAAAGCUGCAUACAUGGGGGGGGGCAGUUGGCUUAAACAAUGAGGGGCACUUGCAAAGAUAACUAGACCCAAGUCUUGAACUGAGUGAAGCAUUUAUUUACACAUAUGUGACAUAUUCCGCUCUCGGUUUUUUUUCUGACUUUCUUUAUCCGAUGUUUUAUCGAAUUAAUUUAUUUUUCCAUUUUUCUUGUUAUUUAAGGAGAUUGAGUGACUACGAGCAAGACCAAUAGCACACACUCAAUCUUUCCACGUUCACAAAGAGCCGUGUUGAGGUUGCCUAUAUUUCUUUCAGUUUACAAGCCCCCUUACAAUCACAAUAUGUGUUUCGAUCGUGAGCUCUGAAUACAUGUACAACGUACACAAUCGAUGUGAGGAAUCGGCCUUUAAUAUUUAACUGGACCAUAAACUGUGUGUGUAUGACGACAAGUGAACACUAUGCAAAAGAAAUAAUGUUUAAAAUGAAAUAUUUCUUACAAAACAUAUCAAAAUGGAUGGCAUUUUACUUUUGUGCACGUAUGUAUCCCAGAAAUAUUAUUUCUUGAAAAGUUAGAAAAGACAAAUCAAAUGUUCCAGGUCAUGUGCUAGAAGACUGAAUAUGUAAAAUUUCAUAAUGCAAAUUUUGUAUUUGAUGAAUUUUUUUUUCCUGCAUUCAGAUAAUCGGCCAAUUUUAACAAUCUAAAUUGCUUCCUUAAUACUGUUUUUGUUUCUAAUUGUAAUUCUAAACUUAUUUAUUGCUUGGUGAACCAUGUGUCAGAUUGAUCUCUUACUGACAAGAGAUCAACAAAAAUGUCACCGAUUUUAUAUUUGUAAUGGUGUAAUUUUUUACGAGAUUUAAUCACGGUCUUUGAAUAUGUGUGUGUGUGUGUUUUGGAUUCAGACAACACGUGAUACUUCAUUUGUAAAUUGUAACUUAAGAGGCUGCGGGCAGCACCCUGGGAAUCCAAUGUAAUUUUGUUUUUGGUUUUAUCUGGAUCAAAGCACUUCUUUUUUCAUUUCUUUUUGUCUUUGCUUGGUUUUGAAUAAAGCCAUGAUGCCAUGGGGAAGGGGAACAGCUAAACAGCCAAUCAUCAGGUCACAAGAGUCAUCACUUACUGUAGGAACAGAGCUCGAGCCAGAUUGAGUUUACAACUAAAACCUAAAUGCACAUAGUUCAGCCCACUUGGAGUCCAUACAGUAAUGAAUCAUUGUUUGAUGUUCUUGUAUCUGUGUGUGAUACAGUACUGCUACAAUAAUAAUCAGGGUUUUAACUUGGGUAUAAACUGGACUGACUGCUGGUGAGAGCACAAAAAUGUCCCUCUGGCUCAAAGUGAUCAUAUAUUUUUUUUUCAUGCAUCUGCUUUUAAAAUCGGAUUCCUUGUUUUCUUUAGGCUGUUGUCUUUUGGCUGUGAGAAGAGCGAAUAUGUUUACAAUACUGCAAAAGACUUAAAGAACCUCUGCACUGUUAAAAUGAUUGAACUAUUUCUGAUAUUUGCUUUAUGCCAGUGAUGAAUAAUACCAAAAGGAUAAAUUGGUUCUGUCUGAAUGAUACGUUUAAUUGACAUUGCAAAGUUUCGCAAGCGGGUUUUGGGUUUGUGUCAAAUAGCUAACAAAUGUUCGGCUCACGUCGGAGCCCUGAGCUUUAUGAAUGGCCUAGCAAGUAAUGUUAAUCAGAAGCUGUGGUCAGCAAAUCCGCUGCUGGAGUCGGUUCCAGGAUUUUUCAUCUCCGAGUGAAAUCCAGCACACUUGGGGUUGACUGAUUGGCGGCGUUCACAGCUUUGAGGUCUUUGGGGGUCACUUGGGUUUCAUAACUAACCAAAAAUGAAUUUUCCUCUCUGAUUAAGUGACCUAGUAAAGCAGAGACCUGCAGGCUGAGGACAGGAAUAAGUCACGAGUAGCGAAUGGAUUCAGAUUGGCCAGUCCAAAGCAGUAAAUGCAAAAUUAGGCACGGUAUGUUAGGACAUGUCUCUCAAAUACAGUGUUUUGCUUGAAAUAUUCUGGAAAUAAACCCUUUUAUACAUGAAUUGCCUUGUUUUGAAUAACCUUCAUAGACAUUUAGUUUGUAAACUGCUGCAGAAUGUUUUGUUUACUUUGUCAGUCGCUUUCCAUGCACAUACUGUACAGAUUUUUAUGUUCUAGUUGAUAAGUCACCCUGGUUUUCUGUCUCACAUCUUUUCAUUGGUUGAACUCAUUUAUUUGUGAAACUUCCAGCAGUUUCUGUAGGACUAACAGGUCCUGUAAACAUUGUGAGACAUUUUAAACAUUUCUAAUGAUUGUAUCAUUGGUCUUGGAGAAUAAAAAGAAAGAUUUUGUUUAAAAAAAA
This is a messenger RNA of Tachysurus vachellii, 5056 nucleotides long. RefSeq names its product RUNX family transcription factor 2a (gene runx2a). Gene Ontology annotation, cellular component: nucleus. Gene Ontology annotation, biological process: regulation of transcription by RNA polymerase II; neuron differentiation; regulation of cell differentiation. The record is from RefSeq and is a predicted model, not a curated record. Gene Ontology annotation, molecular function: RNA polymerase II cis-regulatory region sequence-specific DNA binding; DNA-binding transcription factor activity, RNA polymerase II-specific; ATP binding. Lineage: Eukaryota; Metazoa; Chordata; Actinopteri; Siluriformes; Bagridae. The coding region runs from base 644 to 2020 and encodes 458 amino acids. The transcript has 6 exons.